Molecule: messenger RNA, 3113 nt
Organism: Lactuca virosa
Lineage: Eukaryota; Viridiplantae; Streptophyta; Magnoliopsida; Asterales; Asteraceae
Source: the annotation of a GenBank genome assembly
AUGGGGUUAGAUAAAGAGCACAGUGGUAUGCUGGAUAUUAACAUGGAGAAAGUGCGGACGAUUCUAACCCAUACAUACCCUUACCCUCAUGAACAUUCACGCCAUGCCAUCAUUGCAGUUGUUAUUGGUUGUCUGUUUUUUAUAUCAUCAGACAACAUGCAUACACUCAUUCAAAAGCUAGACAACAACAUCAAAUGGUGGUCAAUGUACGCGUGUUUACUCGGGUUUUUCUAUUUCUUUUCAUCUCCAUUUGUAGGAAAAACAAUUAAACCAAGCUACUCGAAUUUCAGUCGAUGGUAUAUAGGAUGGAUAUUAGUGGCAGCUGUAUACCAUCUUCCAAGUUUUCAGUCAAUGGGAGUGGAUAUGAGGAUGAAUCUUUCCUUGUUUUUGACUAUAUACAUUUCAUCUAUUUUUGUACUCCUUGUUUUUCAUUUAGUUUUUUUGGGCCUUUGGUAUCUUGGUCUUGUUUCUCGUUUGGCUGGGAGGAGACCCGAGAUCUUAACCAUUGUUCAAAAUUGUGCGGUGUUAAGUGUGGCAUGUUGUGUGUUUUAUAGCCACUGUGGCAAUCACGCAUUGAAUGAAAAACGAUUAGGAAGAAGAGAUUCCGGACUUUUUUCACUUUGGAAGAAAGGAGAAACAAGCAUAUGGCUCUCAAAAUUCCUUAAAAUUUACGAAUUCAAAGAUGAAAUAUGCAAAUCAUGGUUUGCUCCUGUGGGGUCCGCACGUGAUUAUCCACUUCUCUCUAAGUGGGUCAUAUAUGGAGAAUUUUCUUGUAGUGGCCCAUGUGAGUCAUCCGAUGAAAUUUCCCCUAUUUAUUCAUUAUGGGCAACGUUUAUUGGACUUUACAUGGCUAAUUAUGUGGUGGAAAGAUCAACUGGAUGGGCUCUUACUCAUCCAUUGUCUGUAGAACAAACCGAGAAGCUGAAAGAUGAGCAGAUGAAGCCUAAUUUUUUGGAUAUGGUUCCUUGGUAUUCAGGAACAUCAGCUGAUUUGUUCAAGACUGUGUUUGACCUUCUUGUAUCCGUGACUGUAUUUGUUGGAAGAUUUGAUAUGAGAAUGAUGCAAGCAGCUAUGAGUAGGGUCCACGAAGGGGCAAAAGAGGAUUUUCUAUAUGAUCAUCUUAGUGAAAAAGAUCAUUUAUGGUUUGAUUUCAUGGCUGAUACUGGUGAUGGUGGAAACUCAUCUUAUUCUGUUGCUAGACUUCUUGCUCAACCUUCACUUUAUGCCUUCAAUGAUGAAUCCCUACAAUCAUUACCUCGUGGGGACCUCCUUCUUAUUGGAGGCGAUCUCGCGUACCCUAAUCCCUCAGCGUUCACUUACGAAAAACGGUUUUUUCGUCCUUUUGAGUAUGCUCUUCAACCACCUUCGUGGUAUAAAGAUGAGCAUAUAGCGGUUGAUAAACCGGAAUUACCAUUUGGUGUGUCUGAACUCAAACGUUAUGAUGGGCCCCAAUGCUUUGUUAUCCCUGGGAACCAUGAUUGGUUUGACGGGCUUCAAACUUUCAUGAGGUACAUUUGUCACAAAAGCUGGUUAGGUGGAUGGUUAAUGCCACAAAAGAAAAGUUACUUUGCAUUACAAUUACCAAAAGGGUGGUGGGUUUUUGGUCUUGAUUUAGCUCUUCAUUGUGAUGUCGAUGUUUAUCAAUUCAAAUUCUUCGCCGAGUUAAUAAAAGAAAAGGUUAGAGAAACGGAUUCGGUGAUUAUUAUGACACACGAACCGAAUUGGAUCUUGGAUUGGUAUUGGGAUGAUGUGACUGGAAAAAACGUGUCACAUCUUGUGAAAGAUCAUUUAAAAGGAAGGUGUAGACUUAGAAUGGCGGGUGAUUUACAUCAUUACAUGCGUCAUUCGCGGGUCCCAUCUGAAACACAUGACUCUGUGCAACAUCUACUUGUUAAUGGUUGUGGUGGGGCCUUUUUGCAUCCCACACAUGUUUUUAGUAAUUUUGAUAAAGCUUAUGGUGCAACUUAUGAAAUGAAAGCCGCAUAUCCAUCUGUUGAAGAUUCAAGUAGGAUUGCUCUUGGUAAUAUCUUGAAGUUUCGCAAGAAGAAUUGGCAGUUUGAUUUCAUUGGGGGAUUUAUUUAUUUCAUAUUGACCUUUUCGAUGUUCCCACAAUGUAAUCUUGGCCAUAUUUUACAUAAAGAUGAUACUUUUUCGGGGCAUGUGAAGAACUUUUUUAGCACAGUGUGGGAUGCUUUUAUGUACAUGCUUGGGCAAUCGUAUGUAUCUUCUACGGGUGCUUUGUUGCUAUUAGUGGCUGCAAUAUCAUUUGUUCCUUCAAAAGUGUCGCGAAAAAGAAGAGUAGCAAUUGGAGUUCUUCACGUUUCUGCUCAUCUUUCAGCUGCUUUGAUUCUUAUGUUACUAAUGGAAUUAGGCGUUGAAAUAUGCGUACAACACAAACUUUUGGCAACUUCAGGGUAUCAUACGUUAUACGAAUGGUACAAAUCGGUGGAAAGUGAGCAUUUUCCGGACCCCACAGGGCUUCGGACACGUAUCGAGCAAUGGACUUUCGGGCUUUAUCCGGCUUGCAUUAAGUAUCUCAUGUCAGCUUUUGAUGUUCCCGAGGUGAUGGCGGUGACACGGACGAAUAUAUGCAAGAACGGGUUAAAUUCACUCUCGCGAGUAUUUGGAAGCUAUUUGUAUAUUUGUAUCAAUUGGCUCCAAUUACACUUUGAUGAAGCUUUUUCUUCCUUGCGGAUUGCUAAUUACAAAUCCUUCACACGCUUCCACAUCAAGGAGGAUGGCGAUCUUGAAGUCUUCACUCUUGCAGUUGAUAAGGUUCCGAAGGAAUGGAAGCUAGAUCCUGAGUGGGAUAAUGAGGUGAGACAACCACAAAUGGCUAGUCACAAUCGGAAGUAUCCGAGCAAAUGGAGGGCGAAUGCUUUUCAUCAAGACCCCAUAAAUACUGUUAGAAUUGUUGAUCAAUUUGAAAUUCAACCAACAUAUAAAUUGCAAGUGGCAGCAGUAAAUGGGUCCAUGUCUCAUUGAAUGUAGCUUUAAAUUCAAUGGAUUUGUUUAAGAAAUCGUGUUUCAUUUAGAUAUGGAAUACAGUUAUUAGUUGUAGAACUCUAAAUGUAUGAUGCAAUGUUGCCUCCAUGUUAUAGUGUAGUGUAGAU